UUUGUUAAUCUUUUGGGGGUCCUCGCUAGUGAGAGUCGUGGCUGUUGCUAUGAGACGCUCAAGGAAAAGCAGGCCACCUGCAAAUGCUUAGCGGAUCUUUUAAAUUUUACUUCGCGUUUUGACGAACUGCGCACAAAAACUUCUUCUAUUCAAAAUAUAUUUCCGUUUUACCGCCGUUUAUUGCAAAGAUAUCAAGAUGAAGAGUUGGAAGUGAAUGACGAACUUGCUAGCGAAAUGUCGCUUUUCUUUGCUUCUUCUUUCCCUGCUCUUUUGGUUAUUAUAGAAAUGACGUCCGAUUAUUUAAAAAAGGAAGAAAAUAAAACAGAUUUAAUAUUAAAUCUUAUAUUAGCUUUGGCUUCAGUUUGUAAGGAUACGCUUGACACCCCGAAUUGCCUUGAAAAGCUUAAGUCCAGCAAUAAAGAUGAGCUUAUUUUACGCGCUAUGGUGGAAUCGACUGUAGUUUACGACCAUCUCUCUCCCGCUGGAGCCUUUUGCAAGAAGUCGGCCUUCCCGAUGAGGCCAGUUAUUCAAACCGUUAAAAAUUUUUCACAAGAAUCAGUCUCUAAAGAACUUUUAGGAGUACUACAACAUCGUUCGAAACACUUCAACGAUCCGGACACUCCAAGACAUCUCCAACUAUUGAUUAAAUAA
Molecule: messenger RNA, 651 nt
Organism: Zophobas morio
Lineage: Eukaryota; Metazoa; Arthropoda; Insecta; Coleoptera; Tenebrionidae
Product: CYFIP-related Rac1 interactor A
Exons: 6
Coding region: 235-651 (138 amino acids)
Biological process (GO): regulation of actin filament polymerization
Molecular function (GO): small GTPase binding
Source: RefSeq, a predicted model, not a curated record